ACAACAGCCGGAGCUUGUGGCUGGGUUUUUUUUUUCCAAGGCCCCGUGAUUUGAGAGAAGAAAAAAAGAAAAAAAACAGCAAGUUCACACACAGCUCAGUUCCAGUUAGCUUAUGUCGGCUACCUGCUUAGCUUAGCGUGUGUUGUGGAGCUAGCAGUUGUAGCUCAGCUGUGUGUGUGUGUGUGUGUGUGUGUUUUUUCCGCUGUGUGCACCAGUAUCUUCAACUUCCACAGUUUAAAAGUCUAUCGCCUCCGGAUACUGCUGGUCCGAAAGCAGUCCAAAAAUAAAUGUUUAUGUGUCGCCGGUGGGAAGCUUUUCUGAAGCUUAUAGAAUAUUUCUGCACCCCUCGGUCGCCUUUUACUUUGUCUUUAUUAUUCCAGGAGGCAGCAAUGAUGCACCCACAGCCCCCAUACAAAUCUAUCAAAGUGCGCACUCCACUAUGGACCGCAACGACGAGACGAGACGAAGCUGCGCGCCACAGAAUGACGGAUGACAGGGGAACCGCGCCGCACGUCCUCGAGGAGCCCCGGAUGCGAGGGGAAGGGGAGAGACUUCGAACUUUUGAGAGCUGGUCAGCAGAUGCGCCCGUCACAUGUGGAGCGCUGGCCAAGGCGGGCUUCUUCUUCCUGGGCCCCGGGGAUAAGGUCCAGUGCUUCUGCUGCGGGGGGAUUUUAAGAUGCUGGGUGCGCGGGGACAGCCCCGCCGUGGAGCACGAGAGGCAUUUCCCCACUUGCGGCUUCACACUGGGCCGAGCCGUGGGGAACAUCCCGCUCCAAGUCGGAUCCUCCGACUCCGUGGACGGUCAGCUGUUGAGUCAGCUCCAGAGGAUGACUAUGGAUGACCAGGGGACCGCCGGGCAAGCGGUCUACCCGGAGAUGGAGGCGGAGGACUCCCGGCUCACCACGUUCCACAAUUGGCCCACCGAGGCCUCGGUCCAGCCAGAUAUUCUCGCACGAGCAGGAUUUUUCUACACAGGUCACGGCGACAACGUCAAAUGCUUCCACUGCGAUGGAGGUCUGAGGAACUGGGAGCCGGGAGACGACCCCUGGCAGGAGCACGCCAAGUGGUUUCCACGAUGUGAGUUUUUGAUCCAGGAGAGAGGGCAGGAUUACAUCAGCAACAUACAGGACUCUCACUUCCAUCUGGGGGACACUGUGGGCGGAUCACAGACCUCCACAGGCAGAGACAUCGGAUCCAGAAAUGAUGUGGUCGGCGGUCUGGGAGCGUCGUCGGCCAUGCUUUCUCCCGUGGUGCAGACGGUGCUGCAGAUGGGCUUCGAGGCCGGCCUGGUGGAGAGUCUGGUCCAGACCAAGUACCUUCUGACGGGUCAGCACUACACCUCUGUGUCGGACCUGGUCACCGACGUGCUGCAGGCGGAGCAGCAGGACAGACAGAGGGGGUCACAGAGCAGAGAGCCAGACACGAGGCAGGGCUCCAGCGCUGCGAAUGUGAGGACACAAACACCCAUCAGAGAGAAAGCGAAGGACCCGAGCCCCGAGGAGCUGCUGCGGCAGCUGCAGGAGGAGAGGACCUGCAAAGUGUGCAUGGACAAACUGGUGUCCAUCGUCUUCAUCCCCUGCGGUCACCUGGUGGUGUGUGGCGAUUGCGCCGCCAGCCUGCGUCACUGCCCCAUCUGCAGAGCCAUCAUCAGAGGCAGCGUUCGUGCUUUCAUGUCCUGAGGCUGCAGUGAGAACAGGUGUCGCAUUGCACGAGUGGCCUUGAGUUUCUUUCCUCUGCUCUCUCAUUUGACCUUGUACUGAUAAGAAAACGAAAUAAAGAGUAAUUGCUGCUUGCUCGUUACAGCU
Messenger RNA from Anarrhichthys ocellatus (wolf-eel), 1805 nucleotides. RefSeq names its product baculoviral IAP repeat containing 7 (gene birc7). Gene Ontology annotation, cellular component: nucleus; cytoplasm. The record is from RefSeq and is a predicted model, not a curated record. Gene Ontology annotation, molecular function: ubiquitin protein ligase activity; cysteine-type endopeptidase inhibitor activity involved in apoptotic process. NCBI's taxonomy places the organism in Eukaryota, Metazoa, Chordata, Actinopteri, Perciformes, Anarhichadidae. Gene Ontology annotation, biological process: positive regulation of protein ubiquitination; negative regulation of apoptotic process; regulation of cell cycle.